CCUCCCUCUGCUGGCUAACAUGCUAGGCUAGCUCGGUUAGCUUGUGUGAUUAGUUGAGACGCACCGGCUCCAUCAACGUCCCGGUGCUGUUUGUUAGGACUGAACCUCCUCUCCGUUAACCACGGCAAUCACGGCACCGACAGACCGAAGGGACACAGAAUAUAUUUAGCCAAUAAUACGUGAAGAUGAUUAAACUCUUUUCCCUGAAGCAGCAGAAGAAAGACGAGGAAUCUGCGGGAGGAAACAGAACAGGAGCCGGGGGUAAAAAAGCCAGCGCGGCCCAGCUCCGAAUACAGAAAGACAUUAAUGAGUUGAACCUGCCAAAGACGUGUGAGAUCAACUUCCCCGACGACGAUGACCUCCUCAACUUCAGACUCAUCAUCUCACCAGACGAGGGAUUUUACAAAGGAGGGAAAUUUGUCUUCAGCUUUAAGGUAGGACAGGGUUACCCCCAUGACCCCCCCAAGGUAAAGUGUGAGACAAUGGUGUACCACCCCAACAUCGACCUGGAAGGAAACGUCUGCCUAAAUAUCUUAAGAGAGGACUGGAAGCCUGUGUUGACGAUAAACUCCAUCAUCUACGGUCUACAGUAUCUAUUUCUAGAGCCCAACCCAGAGGACCCGUUGAACAAGGAGGCGGCUGAAGUUCUGCAGACGAACCGGCGGCUCUUUGAGCAGAACGUGCACCGCUCGCUGCGGGGCGGCUACGUGGGCGCCACCUACUUCGAGAGGUGUCUGAAAUAACCCGGCGUCUCCGUCCUGUCAUCCUCCAAAUCCCUCCCCCGUCUCCUCCCCCCUCUCACGCUCCCCCCCUCCCCCCCUCCCUUUUACUCCUCGUUGCUCGCUGGCAGAACAGGAGCUGCGGCGACAGAAAGCAGCACGCCACAAGACGCUUUUCUGUUUUAAAACAAAAGAAGAAACUCCCUCCCUCUCCCCCCCCCUCCCCCUCUCUCUCCCCCCCUCCCUUAUUUCUCUGUUUUACUUCCAAGACGCAACAUUCAACCGUUUACACGCCACAGGGGGACGCCGACACAACACACACCAGAACUGGACUCAAAAAGAUGGCCGACGGCGAGCGGCGGCCAGGGUGGUGGGUGGGGAGGGAGGGAGGGAGUGGGGGGGGCAGUGAAUGUUGCUCGGGGUCAGUGAGUGAGUCACCACGACGAUAAUAAUGAUGAUGAUUCUCUUUUUUUUUUUUUUUUAUUAUUUUGUGUGUGUUUUUGGCGAAGACGCCUGAAUCCGACCGGCAGGCAGAAGGACACGCCCUCCUCUCCGCCUCGCCUCACCGCCGUUUCUUGGUUUGUUUUCGGCCGGCAGCAAACUCCAAAACUCCCAAACGCUCGCUCGGGAUCUGGCAGCACCAAACACUUCCUCCUGGGAACCCAAACGAUCGUUGUGCGUUUAGCGAGCUAGUGCCUAAACGCCGGAGGGGGAGGGGCUUCUGACCACAGUGGGAGGGGCUUUGAGUCUCAGAUGCGCCUUAAAAAGUCCCUCAAAGACGCAAGUUCCCUUAAAGCCAGACGUUGACGUUUCCAGCUGGGGAAGCUGCGUUUUCCUAGGACGGGGGAGGGAUGUCCCGCCUACUCCGCGUCUGAUUGGCUAGCACUCGUUGCCUUCGUUGGGUGGAUGGGUUAUAGAAUGCCAGGGUCAGCCAAUCAGAGGCAGAGUUGUACCUUCAUUUCUAAAGCGCUUUACGUUCUUUUAGAAACAACCCUUAAUAUAGACAAGCUGACAGCUCACCCAGAGAAAUCAGAUCA
Sander lucioperca (pikeperch) is the source of this 1756-nucleotide messenger RNA. RefSeq names its product ubiquitin conjugating enzyme E2 M (gene ube2m). Lineage: Eukaryota; Metazoa; Chordata; Actinopteri; Perciformes; Percidae. The transcript is spliced from 6 exons. The record is from RefSeq and is a predicted model, not a curated record. Bases 186 to 743 code for a protein of 185 amino acids.